Messenger RNA from Colletotrichum graminicola M1.001, 1515 nucleotides. RefSeq lists its product as uncharacterized. NCBI's taxonomy places the organism in Eukaryota, Fungi, Ascomycota, Sordariomycetes, Glomerellales, Glomerellaceae. Bases 1 to 1515 code for a protein of 504 amino acids. The transcript is spliced from 2 exons. The record is from RefSeq and is a predicted model, not a curated record.
AUGGACUCCGCAAAGCAACGCCUCAGCAAGAAAGCCAAGACCAUAGUCCUCAAGGCCCUCCCGCGGGAGCGCCUCGCCUCCCGCCUGUCCCAGUGCCUCGACGCCGCCCUGGCCUCCAUCAAGGGCAUCCCCCUGGACCUCCCCGACCGCGUCCCGCCGCCGAGCCCGCUGUCCCCGGUCGCCACGAUCCCCGACCAGACCCCGCUCUCGACCGAAGCCUACCGGGCCUCCCGCGACCGGUACGUCCGCUGGACGCCGCUGCGUAACGGCGAGUACGCGGCCGACUGGGCCAGCGGCUGCGUCCCCACCGAGGCUGAUGUUCACCGCAUGCUGUCCUGGUACAAUACCUACGGCGUCUACGAAUUCCCCGCCGUCGAGUACGUGUCGCUGAUAGGACGGGGGCGGACGAACUACUUCUUCCUCGUCGAGUUCGUGCCCGCCGCCCGACCCUGUGGCCGGCUGCCGCAAAAGGUCGUUCUCAAGUUCAGCCUGCCCGUGUGCCCGCACGAGAAGCUCGAGACCGAGGUCGCGACAAUGGUAUGGGCGGCGGCGGCGACGUCGUCGUCGUCGCCGUCAUCGUCUUCCCCCCGGCUGGUCCCUAGGGUGCUGGCGUUCGACUCGUACCCCCGGAACCCACUGGGCCUGGAGUGGAUGAUGAUGGAGCCCGUGUCUGGGUUCCCCUUACAGGAGUAUGAGCUCCAGGGGUCCACGGACACGGGGCUGGAGGGCUUCGGCUUCCCCUGGAAGACGCCGCCGCAGAGCGACAAAGACCUUAUGAACAUUGGCGAGGGCAUCCGUGACUUCAUGGCCAAGAUCAAGGUGACGGCCUCCGGCACGCCAAAGGACAACUGCCUGAUCGGCAGCUUGCGGAUCAACUGGCAAACGAAAAGCUUCUACACCGGCUCCAUCGUGUCCCCUCACUUUUACAGCGCUGAUAGGUUGUGGCGGAAGCCUGUCCACGGACCAUACGCAUCGGUACAAAGUUACCUCGAAGACUACCUCUCCGUCUGGAGGGACGAGUACGUAAACGACGAAUACAUGCAGAAACGGCUCGCUAGCCUGGACAUUGUUGUGGGUAGGAUGGCGAAGCGUCUUGAGAUGCUGCCCGACGUCAAGUGGCGUCUGCCAACCGACGGUGGCCGCAUGAACGGCUGGCCGGUGACGAUAUCUCACCCAGACCCGCGACCCAACAAUGUUCUUGUUGGCGAGGACGAUCGGUUCUUCCAGCGAUUCGGGUGUGAAUAUGUCAUCGACCCCAUGCAGAUUGACAUGGGAUGCGCGCUGCCACCCAGGGCGGAGCUUCUAGAUAGAGUUCUGUCCCGCGCCUGGCCGGGCAGGGAGGCGUCCAUUGUGUUGGAGCCGGUAAUGGAGAGCACGUCAGGCAUAGAGACUGCUUUCAAGGCACUGAUGGAAGUGUGCGAGAGGCUGCCCCUGCGUAGAGAAACGGAACGCGUCUGGCUCGACAAGGCCGUCUUGGCUAUGAUGGACCAGUACGGGCAGGAUUGCACAAAGUAG